Molecule: messenger RNA, 5334 nt
Organism: Oreochromis aureus
Lineage: Eukaryota; Metazoa; Chordata; Actinopteri; Cichliformes; Cichlidae
Gene: efnb3b
Product: ephrin-B3b
Exons: 5
Coding region: 1291-2313 (340 amino acids)
Biological process (GO): ephrin receptor signaling pathway; axon guidance
Cellular component (GO): plasma membrane
Molecular function (GO): ephrin receptor binding
Source: RefSeq, a predicted model, not a curated record
CCACCGAAAAAGCCUGGAAGAAUUGCGCUCCGUCAGUGCGCCCUGCCUGCCAGUCGGAGGAUGGGGAUUUUUUUUCUCCUUUCCAUUCAUCCAUGCCCCUUUUUUCCCUCCUCCUCCUCCUCUCAAACAAGCCAGUCGGUCUGUCAAUGUGCUGCGAGCGUUAGGACAAGUCAAAGCAGUGGGAUUUUGAGGCAGAGAGACGGAGGAGAUAACGAAUGAAGCGCUUUUCCAUGACCGAGAAGCGACGCGUCCUGCUCUCCAAAUGAUGCGCCGCAUCAGAUAAUUUCCAGCCGGGACUGAUGCUCACAACUCGCAUCUUAUUAUUAUUAAUAUUAUUUUUUCCUUUCUAUCACUUCACAACUUUCACGUUGGCCUGUGUGUGACAUUAUUAGAGUGGAGAUGCUUUUGUAGCGCUUUGAUUUAUUCCUCUCAGUUUCUUUGAAUUAAUUCUUGGAUUUACCGUCGAUUUCGGAUCUUUUUUAUGAUUAUUAUUUUUCAGCGUGUCUAUUAAGGAUUUACAACCAGUGUGUUUGUUUUUGAUUCCAUAAAGAGGCCACUAAGGAUUGUAACGCGCACUGACUGAACCCGCCGAGCAUCAACACGUCUUUAUGAGGAUGGAGCUGUGGACACGAGUAACAUCUUUUCCAUUUUAAACGUUUCACCCUCACACUUUUGACCUGGUUUUGAUUGCGCCCUUCUGCCACACUGACAGUAUUUCUUUCCCCCGGUUCCUCUCUGAUAUGCUGGAAGCGAGAUAUUCUUGCGAGGAAACAAGGUAAUGGGAGAGAAAUCGCACAGAGUCUGCACAGAGAACAAGGGAACAUUGUUCGGGGAAAAAAGACAAUCAGGGCGCACCGAAAGGCUACAGAGUUAGAGGCUGGGUGGCAAUCAUUUUUUCUUUUAAAUAUUUUUGAUUCCGUGGAGUUACCUUUGAGCCGAGGAGCGCUGUUUUUGGAGAAAUAAAAGGGAAGGACAGAUUAACGAGGAAAGCCAUGGGAUUGGCACAGAAUUAGUGCAACUGUGGACGCGCAGAAAUCGUUUUUUGGACACCCAGACGCGCGGAUUGAACAAGUUUCUUUUUUCCCCUCGCACAUUUCAGUGCGUGUGCUGUGAUCGCUUACAAUCUGCCACAUUUCGGAUCCAUGAGGUUGUGCAGAGCGGGCUUUGGCUUCACACUUUGACUGUCUCCUACCUAUAGCCUGAUCGGCUGUAGCCGCACAUCUAUUGUUUUGAGAGAGUCCCCCCUCGUGUGCAACAGCAUCGAAACCGCAGAAAAGAUCGCGCUUUUAAAUGGGGCCGCAUAUGCUGGGUGUCAGGGUUGAGAUGGCGUGUCGAAGAAGUGGGAAUGGAUUGGGGAUCCUGCUGGUAUUCUUACUGGAUUUACUGGGGACGACAGCCAGCAACCUGGAGCCCAUCUACUGGAAUUCCCUGAACGAAAGAUUCAGAGACGACAAGGGCUACGUUCUGUACCCUCAGAUCGGGGACCGGCUGGACCUCAUCUGCCCUCCUCUGGACACCGCCAGGUCCACGCCGGAGUACGAGUUCUACAAGCUCUACCUCGUGUCGACGCGGGAGCAGGCGGACCGCUGCGAAGUGAUGGGACCCCCCAACAUCGUGCUCACUUGCGACGAGCCCACCCGCGAACGCCGCUUCACCAUCAAGUUCCAGGAGUUCUCGCCCAACCUCUGGGGCCACGAGUUCAAGAGCAUGCAAGACUACUACAUCAUCGCUACGUCAGAUGGGACGCGUCAAGGCCUGGACAGCAUGAAGGGUGGAGUGUGUGCCACGCAAGGCAUGAAGGUGGUCCUAAAAGUGGGGCAGAGCCCAUAUGGACUGCCUCCAAAGAAGGAGCCGGCAGCGGGACGCACCACCAGCAAAAACCCAGGCGGCACGGGGAACUCCAGCCAGCCUCGAGGACCCUUCGGGGAAGAAGGCAGAGGUGAGAACGGGCCUCUCCAACCCUCCAACAUCGCUCUCAUCGCCGGCGCCGCGGGAGGCUCUGCCUUCCUCCUGCUGGUCACCGCCGUGAUCUGCGUCGUGUGCUACAGGAGGCGGCACGCCAAGCACUCGGACACCCACCACCCUCCGCUGUCGCUGUCCUCCCUCACCAGCCCCAAACGGGGAGGCGGCGGGGGCAUCACCAGCUCCAACAACAACGGCUCCGAGCCCAGCGACAUCAUCAUCCCUCUGCGGACGUCAGACUCGGCCUACUGCCCGCACUACGAGAAGGUGAGCGGGGACUACGGACACCCUGUCUACAUUGUCCAGGAGAUGCCGCCUCAGAGCCCGGCCAACAUCUACUACAAAGUAUGAGGUGGCCUUUGCUCCGGCCAACUGGACGCACCCGCCUCCCUCCACCCGUUACCGACCAAUCCCUCCUCCCCACAUCCCUGCUCCAAAUGAAGCCACAGCAAAGCUUUCCAUCACAGCUCCAACCCUGAUCCCCUCAAUACUGCCAGUAUUGCCCCUCCGACCCCCUCACACCCCCAACUCACUACCCUGUGAGCCUGCACCCCUGGCCACAGUUGUGUUUCUAGCCGAGUAAGCCUCCCCACCCCAUUCUCACACAACCAAGUGUGUGUAAAGGGCAAUGUCGUAACCGUGCAUAGCCUUUGUUAACAAGGCCCUCGCGAAUAGGCAAGAGGCUCUGAGUGCCCCCCCUUCUUGUUAACUCAGAGCUAAAUGAGCCCCCCCCCCCACACAUGUUGAAUUGAAGAGUCCUCCCCUAAACGCCAGUGUGCAUGUGCAGCACACACUGUUUUUUUUAAAGGGGUAGGGACCUGCCGCUGGGAAAUGUGAUGUUUUGAAGAAGUAAAAAGGAAAAAGGAGAAAGCAAAGGACAAGAACAGCAAGAAAAACUAGUCCCCUGACCCCCACUUAGCACCGCAGAACUCCAUCAGCCAAUCAGAGUCCGGCCCCUACCACUAACUCAAUAAUAGGAUGCUAGUUUGUAUGUGUUUGUUUCUCCUGAGAAAACGCGGGGGGAAGAGGGGGGCCUCGGACUCGCCCGAUCAGCACCGUCCGAGCGGCGGUCACAUGACCGAGCCAGGGCCUCUACGCAAGGUCUGACCAAUCGGUGACUCUCAGAAUCUUGUAUAUUUUAAUAAUGCGUGUGACUGUGAGAGCGAGCUACGAACUCGGUCAAUAAUCAUGGCGGUGCUGCUGCUCCACAUUAGACGUGUGCGUGCAGUUAGUGUGCUUCAAGUACGGCAAGUUUGCAUAUGCGCGCGUGGGGUUUAGUCUGUGUGCGUGCGCACGCUUUGUGCGUGAGUGACUGUGCGAAUGUGUGCGUUCUUUAGACUUGUCUUAAAUACCAAAACACAAAAUAGUGAGCGAAUAUCAAAAAAAGUGAGAUUUUUUAUCGCUAUUGACACUUAUAGAUUAUAUAUAUGAAUAUCCAGUAAAUAAUUUCUAGAUGUUUUUUUUCCGUUUUCUAUUGUUUUGUUUUACCCACUCUGUUUAAACUACACUUCUGUUGCUAGACAUUUUUUUGUUUUUAUCUAUUUUUCUUUUUCACAACUUAGAAUGACCUUGUUUACCCCCCACCCACCCCCACCUCCCCUUUGUAUAUUAAUUUAAUCCCUUUUUUGUUUUUUGUUUAAUUUUUCCGGUGAACAGAGGUCGUUUCUCUCUUCCUCUCUUCCCUCUCUCAUUCACGCCCUCCCUCCUUCCUCCUCCUUUCCCUCCUUCCCUCUAGGGUCUCUGAACUCUGUGUAUAUUUUUAUAGCUCCUUGUACUAUGCCGUAGUUUUGAAGUUUAGACCUCGUUUGUGGAAGUGUUGAGGUAGAACCAUCUAUGAAAGUUUUUUCUUUUCCUUUCAAAUGUUUUUUUUUUUUCGGAAGUGAAAAGAAGUUAGGGGCGGGGUAGAGGUGGGGAUGAAGAAUAAAGGAAGAACAGGGGUGAGAGAGAGAGGAGAACUGUCUGGGGUGGAGGAGAAAAGCGGCGUCUGAAUGCAGAAUUUAAAAAAAAAAAAAGAAAGCUAGUGGGGAGGGAGGGAGGGAAAGACUGAAGGAAUUGCACACUUAAGAAAAAGAGGCCGAGGGAAGAAGAGGACGGGAGAGGCAGGAGCGCGAGAUGAAGGAUCCCGAGGAAAGGAGGGAUGGAAGAGUGGCCGGUGAAGCAGAGAAACCUCUUCUUUAAAUGGAGAGUCUCCCGUAUGAGGUGACGGACCUACAGCCAAAAAUGGAUUUUUUUGGAGGAGCUGAACUCUUAACCACGACAAAGAGAGAUCUCAUCACACACACACCCCCACACACACAAACACACACACCUACUGUGACUCGCAUUUUGGAUUUGUUCCUCUUUUCCGCCAAAAUUUGUGUUGAAAUGCAUCUCUGUGUAUCACACACGCUCACACACACACACGCAAAAGAAAAUCCCACCUUGUUUCUCUCUGACACACUCUGACGCCCUCCCAACACAACCUAACGCAAAUUUCACACCUUUUAAUGACUGUCACAAAUGCCUCUUGAUUGCAUUGAAUGGCGUACAUUGUCUCUCACACCCGCUUGCACUCCCAACACACACACUUGCACACACACACGCUCAACAAAAAUGCUGAUUACUUUCAUAUGACUCUGUGUUUCUGUGAUUAAGACUGACCCAACGGACACGGAGGGAUGAACAGAGCGACUGUGUGUGUUUUCUCCUCCUCUGCUUUUAGAUGCUCCCACGCUUUCACAAGCACACACAUACACACUCACACUGUCUCUCUCUCUCUCUCUCGCGCGCGCACAAACACAAUAGUGCCCAGCACCUCGACCUCAGAGGGCAAUAACAUCGCUGUGUUCAGAGGUGCAAUGUGUUCACAUGUGCAUACUAAUAAAGCUAUUUUGUGUUGCUCAAACAUGCUUAUGGCUUAUGUGUAAACUGGAUGGCAGUGGAGAGCUUUUCCCAAACACACACACACACACAUACACGCAAAGCCUCCAAUGCUGUAGCCAUGUUUUUCUGUGUGAAGCCAGUGUUUAAUCUGGACCUUCUGACAUUUCUCAGCCGUGUUUUUGUACCUGACGUCAUACAAUGAGAUACGUUUCACGCUUAAGUGUCACACUCGUCUUAAACUGACUUUGUUGGGCACACGAUGAUAUUCGGAUAUGUUUUGUUUUUUCGUUUUUGUUUUUUUUAACCCAGUGGAGGAGUUUGUAUUUGACUGUAUGAAAAUUGAUGACAAAGAUGAAAUGACUCAAGUUCUUCUUUUUGUACAACUGCCAACAUGUGUUGUGUUUUUCUUUAUGUACGCUGUUAAGUCAAUGUCUGUUUAAAGUUGAAACAUGCUCAGAAUACCUAAAAGUAUCCUCCAAGCCAAAUGAAGUGUCUGUUACUCUCCCUUCA